CGCGCGUUCCGCCACCAACGUCCAUUAUGCGUUUCAGAGCUACCAUAGAGAAUGCCCCAAUUUUCUAUCGUCUUAUACAAGCGGUGGAAAAAUUACAGAAAACAUGUAUCAUGAAGUUCACCGAAACCGAGAUGCACGUCAUUUGCAACGAUGAUGCGAACGAAGGUGGAAUUCAAGUUUGGUCCGUCGUGAAGGUCGACACCAUGUUCACAUCAUACCGAAUUCAAUCCAAUGCAGAUAAUGCAAUAACCUUGACACUGUCUACAGAAGCACUGUUAUCAGCUCUUCGAUCGUCUUCUUCAUCAGCAUCGUCGUCCUCUGUAGCGGCUGCUAUCCUUCCUUCGUACGACGCUGAUGAAGUCGUCAUGAAGCUUGCUAAGAAAAACGAGCAGGCCGUGUUGAGCUUCGAGAUGUACGGGAUAUCUAGGACAGGACGCAAAGUCCGGGUUGCGCACGACGUACGUAUAGACGUGAUACGACCAGCUGAAAGCGAUAAACUCCACGAACCACGGUGCCCAGACCCAGAGGUUCAUGUCUUACUCCCCCCUCUACUAAAAAUUCGUACCAUAGUGGAGAGGCUACGUCCGCUCUCAGACGUUCUUGCACUGCGCGCGAACAACAGUGGUAUCCUUCAAUUAUGUAUCAAUACCGACACCGUAAAACUCGAGACACAGUGGGUCAAAUGCGGUAAUCCAUCAAUGGCCAACGACAUAGCCCAGAACGAUGAAAACGAUGAUGCAGAAGACAUCUCACUAAAUAAGCCCGAUCCUGACAAAAUGUUUUGCGUGCUUGUCUCCAUCCGGAGCUUCCUCAAGUUUUUGAACAGUCAUGUUGUAUCCGCCACCACCAUCUUGUGUUUAUGUCACAAUCACUGUGCUAUCUUGUACGUCUACAUCGGCGAGAUAGCUGACGCAGGAGGCGUCCUCACGUACUAUAUUCCAACCGUCAUCGAUGGCGACGAGUAAUUUUAAAAGAUAAUUCCUUCCUUCCAUCAUGCUUACCAGAUGAUAACGUGUUUUAGGGGGGUAAAUCUCUGUCCACUUUAACUCACUUAAUAUAAC
Suillus bovinus is the source of this 1061-nucleotide messenger RNA. Its product is annotated as cell cycle checkpoint. Gene Ontology annotation, cellular component: site of double-strand break; nucleolus; checkpoint clamp complex. Bases 27 to 965 code for a protein of 312 amino acids. Lineage: Eukaryota; Fungi; Basidiomycota; Agaricomycetes; Boletales; Suillaceae. The record is from RefSeq and is a predicted model, not a curated record. The transcript has 7 exons. Gene Ontology annotation, biological process: double-strand break repair via homologous recombination; meiotic DNA integrity checkpoint signaling; mitotic DNA replication checkpoint signaling.